GGAGGCGGGACUUCCUGUACAGUAGUGCAAGUAAUCCAACAUGGCGCUUACGUUGCUCGCCUGAGAGUGCAGUGGGAAGCGCUUUAAGUUCAGCUCGAUUUCAGUAGUAGAGUUCAUUAAAGCGGCUCAGUGUCGGCAGACAGACUUUUAGAAAUGAAGGGGAAAGAGCGAUCGCCGAUGAAGAAGCGCUCCCGGGCGCUGGAUGAUAGCAGAGACCGAGGAGGAAGCCACCCGAGCAGCAAGAAGAGCGGAGCCCUGUCGGCGGUUAGCGGCAACACGGGUAACGGCUCUGCUUACAGCGGCUCUACAUCCAGGAGGAGCUUACACAACGACAAAAGAGACCUGAGGGAUUCGGACGGACACAACUCAUCCAGUCGGACUAGCAGCGGCUACGACUACGGAGUUGUUUCCGUGAACAAGCCGCACGGUGGCGCUGACCUCGCCGCGGAAUCCUCCAGGUCGGGUUCACGCAGCGACCCGAGGCCUCCGUCAAACCCAGGAAGUGAGUACAAGACUUUGAAAAUCAGCGAGCUGGGCUCCCAGCUCAACGACGAGGACAUAGAGGACGGCCUGUUCCACGAGUUCAGGAAGUUUGGGGACGUAAGCGUUAAAAUAACCCGAGAAAACGACGAGAGGGUCGCGUUUGUGAACUUCAGGCGACCCGAUGACGCCCGUGCUGCCAAACACGCCCGCGGGAAGCUGGUGCUGUACGAUCGGCCGCUGAAAAUAGAGACAGUCUACAUGAGCAGACGGAGGAGCCGCUCCCCGGUUGCUAAAGACGGCUUCCCCGCGGGACACAGACCCCUCCACGCUCAGAAAGCUCUGUCACCCACAGGUAUGGGGUUCAGAGACUACCGGCUACAGCAGCUGGCUCUGGGCCGUCUGCCCCCUCCCCCUCCGCCGCCUCCUCACCUCAGAGACCUGGACAGAGACAGAGAUUUUCCCGUGUACGAAGGCAGAAACAGACCGCCUUACAUUCCCGAGUGUUUCCGCGAUGAGGACAUGUUGAGCCCCGAGGACGACCAGAGGGCAAACAGGACUUUGUUUUUGGGCAAUUUGGACGUGACUGUGACGGAGAGCGACCUGAGGAGGGCGUUUGACAGGUUUGGAGUGAUUACAGAGGUGGACAUUAAGCGCACAGUGAGAGGCCAGAGCAACACCUAUGGAUUCAUCAAGUUUGAGAACCUUGACAUGGCUCAUCGGGCCAAAGUGGCCAUGGCUGGGAAAAUCCUGGGCCACAGCCCGAUUAAAAUAGGAUAUGGGAAACCUACGCCCUCGACCAGGCUGUGGGUGGGGGGGCUCGGGCCUUGGGUUCCACUUGCUGCACUUGCCAAAGAGUUUGACCGCUUCGGGACCAUCAGGACUAUAGACUACAGGAAAGGUGACGCAUGGGCUUAUAUCCAGUAUGAGAGCCUGGAUGCUGCUCAGGCUGGGUAUACUCACAUGCGUGGCUUCCCUCUCGGUGGCCCCGACAGGAGACUCAGAGUGGACUUUGCAGAAGCAGAGACUCGCUACCAGCAGCAGCCGUAUACGCAGCUUCCUCUCCCCCUGCCACACUAUGAAUUAGCCACCGAGCCUUAUUCACACCGCCUUUCUGAUCCAGUGAGAGCGAGAGAGCGGUCCCCUCCACUUCCUGCUCGCUUCAGAGACAGGGAUCUCUACUCUGCUGAAUGGUCUGGCCUCGGUGCACACGAGAGGAUGCGAGGUUUUGACCCGGCAGACCGUCUGGACAGGCGCUCCCAUGAGAGCUGGUCACUAGAACGGGAGCGGGAGUUGCAAAGCAGAGAUUUGUCCCGCAAAAAGAGACCUUUAGAUGACGGUUGGCGGCUGGAGCACUCUCCUGAUGGCAGUAACUUUGGUCUGCGGCGUCAUGGCGGCUCUUUGGACCGCAGCCCGGGAGGGAGCAGCCGAGAUGGGGGGCGCUACAGUGACCCCGAACGCUUGCCUCGCUCUGGCAGAACCUCCCCAGUCAAAGACAAGAAGAACAGCCUGGACGCUGGGCUUGUGGACAAGAAAAGGAGAACACGCAGCCCAUCAGAGCCACGCUCCGGCUCCGAGAAGGGGCGCAAACAGAAAGCCAGUGACUCCUCCAAGAGCCCAGCGAAGAAGGAGGACCGCUCAGAAAAUCUUUCCUCCUCUACGAACUCCUCCAAACCCGGUCAGCAGCCUGACCCAGAUGCUGACAAACAGAAGCUGAGUCAGGCGUGGCAGGGCGUCCUCCUGCUGAAGAAUAGCAGCUUCCCCACCUCACUGCACCUGCUGGAAGGGGACAUGAAGGUGGCUGCCAGUCUGCUGGUGGACGGCUCUACAGGGGGCCAAGCUUCCCAACUGAAGAUCAGCCAGCGCCUGCGCCUGGACCAGCCGAAGUUGGACGAGGUCUCCCGUCGCAUCAAGGCCGCCGGCUCCAGCGGAUACGCCAUCCUCCUCGCUUUGCCUUGGAAAUCCGAUGACAGCGGUGCCCAGGACGCCGUCAACUCCACCGAGAGACCCCUGAAGAACCUGGUGUCCUACCUGAAGCAGAAAGAGGCGGCGGGUAUCAUCAGCCUCCCCGCUGGGGGCGGCCGUGACAAGGACCACGGAGGAGUACUACACGCUUUUCCCCCAUGUGAGUUUUCCCAGCAGUUCUUGGAUGCCUCUGCCAAAGCCUUUGCCAAAUCAGAGGACGACUACUUGGUUAUGGUUAUUAUCAGAGGAGCAUCGUGAAAAAUGAAAAAAGAAAAAAAGAAAUUAUAUAUGUGUCAUAUCACACUCAAAACUGUUAAACUGUGAGAUGUAAACACAGGGAGAAGAAGUGGUAUUAAAGCAGUGCAGGAGAGAAACAGCAGGGUGCAGAUUUUAGUUCUCUAACCUGCUUCUAUUUCAUCCUGUUGAAGGUUUAUAAAAAUUAAAGUCAAACUGAAUUAAGUACAUUUUUAUAAGUUGAUGAAUUUGAUUGAUAAAUCAGGUGAAACGUUGCCUUCUACUAUUUAGAUAUUUAGAUUAAAUGCACAUUACCUGAAGGGUACUAUCCUAAGGGGAGUCCAGAGUGAACUACAGGUCUGUGAAUCAAUACUGUGUGUGUUGCCUUAUUGUUUAAAAAGAACUGGUCCUUUAUGUGCUUUUCACACAACUCCUGCCUACAACAAUGAGCUGAAGAUCCAGAAGAGAGCAUUUAGCCUCAUUUUUGGUCAUUGAAAUCAAACUCAUGUACACUGUGAUUUUUUUUUUUUUUUUUCUUUUUUCUUUUUUUGUCCUCUUGAUUAAGGAAGUCAAUUUGCUUUAAAGCAUUAUCCGUUGGCCAGUAAUUGACCUAAACCAGAUGUUCGUAUGUACUUGUUUUUCUUUUUUUUUUUGUGACCAAGUAAAAAUUUUUUGAAGACUUCCAAAUUCCAACUUUCAGUAAAUGAUCUUUAAGACUUCAAAUUAUAGCAGAAAGAGCAGUUAAACAGACCAAAUCACUCCAUUGAUCCUUCUGGAUAUUCAUGUGUAAAGUUAAGGUACACAAGAGCAUCAGGAGUUUCAAGUAUAAUUUACAUUACCAGUGCUUUUGUGUGUGUAUGUGUAGUUGCGCGUGUGUGUGCCAUGUUUCAAAGUCAUGUUACUUUAUGACUAAGUGGAGGUUUGUCAUCGGUGCUUUCACAAUUUUCACCAAGCACUUGUACCAGCAGCAGCCGUUUGUGAGGGGAUGGACACAAGCAGCAAGCUCUGCAAGCUUUCCUUUCUCAAAGGUGUAUCAGGAUCCAACUACUCAUUAAUCUUUAAAUUAUUAUUAUUACUCAUCUGAAAUUGUGAAAAAUGCUCCCUGAUUGGCCAAAAGUCCAAAACCUGAGGACUAGAUUUUUUUCGUGUGUGUUUGAAAUUUUUUGCUUAUCGUUAUCUUUUAAUAUUUUAGUACCGAGCUAAAUCAACUGCCCCGCAGUCUCAAUGCAAAUUUUACAAGGGUAGUUUGUGUUGUCGGGCUCUUAUUUUGUAGUAUGAGGUUGCUUUUUGUGUCCUUCCCUUCUCUGCUGUGUUUUUUUUUUUUUUUUUUUUUUUUUUUAAUUAUCCACAGUUUGGUUGAGCAGUUAUUGUUUGAGCAGAUACCUCACUCCGUUUGUCAUGUUUUAACUGACUGAUUACAAUUACUACCCUAAGAAAGCCUAUUGUUUAAAAAAAAAAAAAAAAAUGUAACCUCUAACCGAAGAGCUAUAUGUAUGCCAUGCACAGGUCUUUUUUCUUUUUUUUUUGCCUGAUUUGGAGUCUCCAAAAAAGAAAAAGUUGCAGUACGAUCAGUGGACUUUGGUGUACGUUUCCACACACGAGGAACGGAGGCCAUGUUCAACUGGCCAUACUUGCCGCCUUCAAAAAGGACUCUUAAUGAUUGUUUUUCAUGCUUUGAUUUGAGUACUGUGUUUCAAAUGGAUAAAGAGUGAUUUGUGCUGUAUACUCAGGAUAUCUGGAGAGAGAGAGGGAGAAAUGGAGAUCAUCAAUGCUCAUGGGCCUAAGAAGUAUACCUGUCAGCAAAAACACACAAAGUGCAACAUGCACUUCAUGCAUCUUGUCUUAAUAAAUUUACUCUUUCGUGGGAAACACGAGUGCCUCGGAA
This is a messenger RNA of Oreochromis aureus, 4564 nucleotides long. Its product is annotated as RNA-binding protein 15-like. Lineage: Eukaryota; Metazoa; Chordata; Actinopteri; Cichliformes; Cichlidae. Gene Ontology annotation, molecular function: mRNA binding. Gene Ontology annotation, biological process: regulation of alternative mRNA splicing, via spliceosome. The record is from RefSeq and is a predicted model, not a curated record. Bases 154 to 2703 code for a protein of 849 amino acids. Gene Ontology annotation, cellular component: nucleus. The transcript has a single exon.